Molecule: messenger RNA, 813 nt
Organism: Scutellospora calospora
Lineage: Eukaryota; Fungi; Glomeromycota; Glomeromycetes; Diversisporales; Gigasporaceae
Source: the annotation of a GenBank genome assembly
AUGCCAAGAAUUAAUCGAUAUGAAUAUGGUAGUACAAUUUGGAUUAAUAUAGAUCAAAUUUAUAAUUUGGCAGUAGUAAAUAUCUAUCAUUAUCUUCAUUCACUACCUGAAGCAAUGGAGAUUUCUUCUCAAAUUCGUGAUUACAUUAUUAAAAAUAGUCUAUUAAUGGUUUCACAACUUUACAAUAAUAUUAAAGAGGAACAACUUGAUGGAUUAGCUAAUGAUCAAUUGGAAUCAGCUCGACAGUAUAUAGAAAAUAAUUCAAGUUUCAAACUUCUUUAUCAAAACCAACACUCAUUAGCUUUUUUAACUCCCUUACUAUUCAUAUUGCCAAAUAAAGUUACAAAAACGAUUGUAGAUCAUGAACAAAUUACGGCUGCUAAUAAAAUUUGGAUUGAAGCAAGGAUCCAAUUAUGUUACUGGCAUAUAACACGUCAAGAGAAUUAUCCUUUGUUGGAAGUCAAAAAUGAAAAUGCCUUUGCUGAUUUGCCCGAAAAUCUUCAUACUAUUGUUAAAAACUUAAAUUCUUAUGAAUUAAUUGUGAGGAACGAAUAUGAAGAUAAUCUGCAAGCUAAUAAUCAGGAAAUCUUUACAAAUCAAGUUUAUGAGCAACAAAAAUCUAUUACUGUUACCGUUACUAAUUUGAAUGAAAAAGAUCUCAAUAUUGAUGAUAAUCAAGAUCUAAUCUUGUUUCAAACUCGAAAAAAAGAAAUUUUUAAUUUGUUGGAUGAAACAAGAAAUAUUCUCGAAAAAAAUGUUUCAAAUUCAAACAAAUGGCUUGAUAGUAUCAAAAGGAAUUUUGAACCAUUAUGA